AUGAAUAAGGAAGUGUGUAAAAGGUUCAAGAAUAUAUGGGAUGCUUUCCCCGAAGAAUUGGACAGUAGUGGAAAUUAUCAAUUUAAUAAUUUUGAGCUUUUAAAUAAUGAUUGUAAUCGUGAUAAUAUUUCAAAUAAUUAUUGUAAUAUUAAUAAUAUUAAUUCAAGUGAUUCUUGUAAUAAUAAUAAUAAUAAUAAUUUUCUAAGUGAUUUCAAUAAAAUAAGUGCUGGAUGUUUAUAUUUGUUGGAUGAAUUCAUUAAGGAUUGUGGUGUGGAUCCCUCUCCUGCAAAAAAUAACAUCAAUUUUGUUGAUUACAUUUUGAUAUGGUUAAGGUAUAUGUUGAACCUGAAAAAUAGUUAUGAAUACAAUAUAUUUUGUUUUUAUGGUACAUACAUAUUUUAUUGUGAUAAGUAUAAUACGAAAAAAAGUGAAUUAACUGGUUAUAAGAGUUAUACGGAUAUUAUAGAUGAUAAAUGGUAUUUGUUUAAUAUUAGAAAAAAUAAUAUAUCUAAUUUAUAUAAAGCAUUUAAAUCAUUAUGUGAAAUGUAUAAUAAACUUGAUGAUGAAAAUAACGAUUGCAAUAAAUAUUUGGAAGAUAAUGAAUUUUUAAAAAAAUUUGAAGAGCUUAAGAAUGAUUCUGAAUUUACUGAAGAUACUUAUAAUAGUAAACUAUUGUCUAUACUAUCAAAUGAUUAUGAUAAUUUUAAAAAGGAAUGUAAAAAUGCUCAAGAUAGCAAAUCUCCAGCCCAUACAGAGAUGAAUACACCACAAUCUGGUAUAGAAAGUACUGAAGAAACUGUCGAAACUGGAAAAAUUGGAGUAACUGGACAUAUUUCUGAAGUUACAUCAAGUUCGUCGAUAGUAAGCAAAUUAAUUCCAGUUGUGUCGAUAUUUGCUGCAAUAUCAAUUUUUUUAGGAAUUUCUUAUAAGUAUUCGUUAUUUGGAUUUCGGAAACGAUCUCAAAAACAUUUAAGAAAAAAGAUAAAAAAAUAA
Plasmodium yoelii is the source of this 993-nucleotide messenger RNA. RefSeq names its product PIR protein. The coding region runs from base 1 to 993 and encodes 330 amino acids. The record is from RefSeq and is a predicted model, not a curated record. The transcript has 3 exons. Lineage: Eukaryota; Apicomplexa; Aconoidasida; Haemosporida; Plasmodiidae.